This is a messenger RNA of Cladophialophora immunda, 1390 nucleotides long. RefSeq lists its product as uncharacterized. Lineage: Eukaryota; Fungi; Ascomycota; Eurotiomycetes; Chaetothyriales; Herpotrichiellaceae. The coding region runs from base 68 to 964 and encodes 298 amino acids. The transcript has 2 exons. Gene Ontology annotation, cellular component: COPI vesicle coat. Gene Ontology annotation, biological process: retrograde vesicle-mediated transport, Golgi to endoplasmic reticulum; intra-Golgi vesicle-mediated transport; endoplasmic reticulum to Golgi vesicle-mediated transport. Gene Ontology annotation, molecular function: structural molecule activity; protein binding. The record is from RefSeq and is a predicted model, not a curated record.
UAUUGUCCUCUCCGCUACCCCAUAUCUACUAUUCUGCUCUGUGAAUCCCUUUGACAAAUACACCACCAUGGAUCCAUUCUCCGGCGAAGGAGAACUGCUCAAUAUAACCACCGCAUUCUACACACACGCCUACGACGCCGUUCUCGCAUUUGACACCUCAUCCCUCUCCUCAGAAAACAAGACCACCGCACAAAUCCUCAAAUACCGCGCACAAAUAGCCGCGGGCGAUGCGUCGUCCGUCAUUUCCUCCCUUAAGCAGUCGCAAGACGCCGCCUCUCGCUCAAUAGUUGCUCUGGCACAACAAGCGGCCGGCAAUCACUCUACGGCACUCGAAACCGCACUAGCUCUGUCUGAAUCUGAUGCGGAGGAGGCAGUGGUUCAGAUAUGCUGCGGGACGGUCCUCGCAGCGGCAGGCGAAUACGCGAAAGCCGUCGAUCUCCUGUCCAAACACCAGGGCUCGCUUGAAGCCGUGGCAAUACUGGUGCAGAUCCACCUGAUGCAGAACCGCACAGAUCUGGCAGUCAAGGAGGUCGCUGCUGCCAAACGUUGGGCUCAGGAUUCGCUACUCAUCAACCUAGCGGAAGCCUGGACGAAUCUAAGGGAAGGCGGGCAAGAGAAGUAUCAGUCGGCUUAUUACGUGUACGAGGAACUCGCAUCCACGCCGGGGAACACCAGCCCUACGGCGUUGGUGGGACAGGCCGUUUCCGAGAUACAUUUAGGGCGGUUAGAGGAGGCCGAGGCGGCAUUGCAGCAGGCUGUGGGAAUAGCGAAUGCAGAUGUGCAAGCCAUUGCAAACAGUGUUGUGCUGGCGAGCAUUGUUGGGAAGAAGAGCGAGGAGGUGCAAGGACUGCUCCAACAGCUACGGGAGAGAGAGGCGGAGCAUACGCUACUGAGAGAUUUGGAAGAGAAGAGCCAGCUCUUCGACAAUGCAGCGGCCAAGUAUGGUGCCAAGGUUGCAGCAUAAGAGGUGUCGCCAAUGUGAUUUGCUACGACGAGGGACGGUAUGCGGCCAGUCAGGGGAACGCGACGUCCCAAAAAUCCAAUCUUAUCCUUUCAUGAGAGAAAUGACAUAUGCAAGGCGAACGUAGGGACAGACCAACUUGCGGAAAAGGCGUUCUGAUAGAAAGCACAACUCAUAGUCGCACAAGGUUUUGUGGUGCUGCUCUGGAGUUUUUGUCCUGUCCCGUCCCGUCCGUCGAAGACUGCGAUAGUGAAGAAACUCGCGACAAUCAUCUUGGGAAGGGGGAAUUAAACACCAAGGGUCGAGAGCGAGCUGAAGCCGGAGCGCAGUAGACCUCUGCCCCAGUCGGCCGUGUGUAAUUUACAACUAUAUCACAACACAUUGCGCGGUCAAGUCUAUUGCGACUUUCAUUACGGACCACUACAGCUA